Nematocida major is the source of this 1830-nucleotide messenger RNA. Its product is annotated as ATP-binding cassette, subfamily G (WHITE), member 2. The coding region runs from base 1 to 1830 and encodes 609 amino acids. Gene Ontology annotation, cellular component: membrane. The transcript has a single exon. Gene Ontology annotation, molecular function: ATP binding; ABC-type transporter activity; ATP hydrolysis activity. The record is from RefSeq and is a predicted model, not a curated record. Lineage: Eukaryota; Fungi; Microsporidia.
AUGCUGCACAUAAACACCAAGCUGCGAAAAGAAGCCCACACUAUAAUACAACAGGGAGAAAUAAAUGAAAAUCCAGAAAUGUGCGCCACAACAAAAAUAGCAGCAGGUAUUGCAGAAGGCGGCAUCAGAAACGAGCCAGAUCUAGCAAUAUAUCGAAUGAAAGGGGAUGGGUCAAACGUUACCGACUUAAAAAAUCCUGCAGUAAACUUUACAUUCAAGAACAUAUCAUACAAGGACAUUAUAAAAAACGUAACGCAGUCUUUCAAGAGCGGGCAGAUGACAGCUAUACUGGGCCCGUCCGGCGCAGGAAAAACCACGUAUCUGAAGAUUAUAUCAGGGAGAAAGCAAAAAACAGCUGGAACCAUACUUCUGAACGGGCAGGAGAUCAAGCAGAAAGAGCUGCGAAAAAGAGUUGCGUAUGUCCACCAGGAGGACCAUUUGUAUCCGGUUCUGUCCGCAAAGGAAAUGCUUUCCUACACAAUUCAGAUGAAAUCCCCGGAGGAAAGCAACCCAGACGGGCUGGCAGACAAGCUCCUGGAGGAUGUAGACAUGAUAGAUGCAAAAGACACGCUGAUUGGCGACCCGUUGGAGGGAAUGGCAGGUCUAUCGGGCGGUGAGCGGAAAAGGCUGUCUGUGGCGCAGGAGCUAGUUUCUUGCCCAGAAAUACUUUUUUUGGAUGAGCCAACCAGUGGAUUGGAUGCGUACACAUCAGAGUCGCUGAUUAUUCAUCUUAAAAAUCUUGCACGCCAAGGAAUGCUCGUUGUAAUGACUAUUCACCAGCCAUCCUCCGAAAUAUUCCACAUGUUUGAUAAUAUCGUGCUUAUGAAAAACGGAUACAUUGUAUACUCUGGGUCCCCGCAGGAGUGCGUUGAGUCCCUGGAAGCGUCUGGAAUGCCCUGUCCGAAGUACACAAACCCGGCCGACCAUUUGUUCCGGAUACUUGGAAGGUUCCCAGAGGAAAACUACAAGGCGCAGGCCCCGGAAAGCCUCGACAUGGACCCUGUUGAUGCGAACAAGAGGCCGCAAACGCUUUCCUCCCUCCUAUACGAAAGCAAAAUUCUCAUUUCACGGACUGUUCUGUGCAGCUUUAGGAACAAAAAGUAUUUGCUGGCAAAGUGUGGGCACGCCCUUUUCGUCUCUCUGAUAACCGGAAUGUUUUUGUACAACAUCCCUGCAAAGCAGCCGCACCAGAUAGAGACAAAUGUGAUAGGGUGCUACAGGACCAUAACAAUGGCAACUUUUGGGUCCUUCUCGUACGGCGCCAUCUCCAUCCUGUUUUCAGACCGGAAAAUAUUCAUAAAGGAGUACAGCUCGAACUACUACACGUUCCUGCCGUACUUCGUGUCGAAAGUCGUGGUAGACUUCCUCAUAACGUGCAUGCACCCGUUCGUGGGCACGCCCAUUGUAUUCUACCUGUCUGGAAUCGGGUCUGCAUACCAUAUACUCGGAUGUCUUUUGCUGGGUGCAACCGCACACUCGCUGGGGGUCCUUGUAGCGUCCUUAGUGGACACCUCAGAGAUUGCGCUUGCUGUUUUCCCUGCGUUUGCCUAUCUUAUAAAUAUGCUGACAGGAACAGACGUAGACCCAGACUCAAUCAUACCAGGGCUUGCACUCCUGCAGUUUAUCUCCCCGCCCAGACACGCAUACAACAUUAUGAUAAAGCUGCACUACAGCGGGGCAUCCAACAUUUCGCCGCGCCUUCAGGCUCUGGUUGACGGAUUCGUGUCUAUAUACACGUCCAUGUGCGUGCUCAUAGCCACAUAUAUGGUUCUUAUUGUGCUGGCUGCAUACUGCCUCAAAAGGAAGGUCAUGCAGCUGGCAAAAGGAUAA